This is a messenger RNA of Didymodactylos carnosus, 573 nucleotides long. NCBI's taxonomy places the organism in Eukaryota, Metazoa, Rotifera, Eurotatoria, Philodinida, Philodinidae. The record is from the annotation of a GenBank genome assembly.
AUGAUUCCAGUAACAAUCGGACAUCGAGAUUAUGCUGAUAAUCAAGAACAAUAUCGUACAAGUAUUUAUUAUCCAUUAAUUGAUAGUGUUUUAAUCGAAUUAAAUCAUUGGUUCUCAAGUGAAGCUAUGGAACUUUUAAGCAGUAUAUCAUCUUUAUGUUCAAAACAUGAAAAAUUCUUAGAUUUUGAAAUAGUCAAACCAUCUGAAUUACAUUUGGAUAUUAAUCCUAAUGAAUUACAAAAUGAAUUAAAUGUAUUACGAUCAUUCUUGAAGAAUAAAAAUUUAUCUGAUACCAAAGAAUUACGUUGCGAAUUAAUUUCAUUCACACAAGCUUUUCCCAAUGCUGUUCUAAUGAUUCAAGGUGCAAUGACAAUACCUGUUACAUCAGCAUCUUGUGUAAGGUCGUUUUCGAAAAUGAAAGCAAUAAAGAUUGCCCUUCGAAAUACUAUGAGCGAUGAACGUUUAAGUGAUUUAUGUUUACUAGCAGUGGAACGAGAUUUCAAAAUUGAUUUUGGCCACGUCGUUGACGAUUUUUCUGCCAAUCAUAAGAAUACAAGAAUUAUGUUGAGAUAG